Molecule: messenger RNA, 465 nt
Organism: Anthostomella pinea
Lineage: Eukaryota; Fungi; Ascomycota; Sordariomycetes; Xylariales; Xylariaceae
Source: the annotation of a GenBank genome assembly
AUGCUCUGCAUCCCCUCCCUUUCCCGCUCAACCCCCUUUUCGCGCCCCAUCGUCUGCCCCUGGUGCCAUCAUUCCAGCGGUGCCGCCCUCAGUGCCCGUAUUUCGUCCGCUUCCGCACAGUCGGUGUCUCGGUCAGCAUCGGUAUGGCACCCUCUUGAAGCAGAUAUCGAGAUUGUAGAAGACGGAACGACGCAAGACGGGGACGAGGGCGAGGACGAGAGGCAGAGUCGGAGGCGCCUUAGGGUCGUCGCAAAAACCGCUCUACCGACGCCCGUCGUUCUUGUUAUGCUGCUCGUUGUCGACACGGGGAUCGGCUGGCAGGUUGUUGAUACAAGCAGGAAGCGGAAAGACGGAUGGAGAGACGUAAGAUCGGAGAACGGAAGGAAAGCCGGAUUUCGAGGUCUAGAAGAUCUGGAGCAUCCAAUGUCAGCAAUCAACAUCUCGGCUAGGAACGAGAAUGAGUAA